Acanthopagrus latus (yellowfin seabream) is the source of this 3058-nucleotide messenger RNA. It is a transcript of the gene stk17a, whose product is annotated as serine/threonine kinase 17a. The coding region runs from base 292 to 1590 and encodes 432 amino acids. Gene Ontology annotation, molecular function: protein serine/threonine kinase activity; ATP binding. NCBI's taxonomy places the organism in Eukaryota, Metazoa, Chordata, Actinopteri, Spariformes, Sparidae. The record is from RefSeq and is a predicted model, not a curated record. Gene Ontology annotation, cellular component: nucleus. Gene Ontology annotation, biological process: protein phosphorylation; positive regulation of apoptotic process; intracellular signal transduction. The transcript has 7 exons.
UUGCCGAGGUGACGGAGCAGCAGCGGUGCGGUGAGUGAGGAGGUGACAGACAGAGCAGAGCAGCAGAGAGGAGCGGACCGAACCGGAGCACAAAUAUUACCUUCAAGAUGAGCCCGUCAGCCGCGUUACCUGUCACAACGUUCAGCCGCGCGGGUCGCUCCAGCUCCGCCUCAGAGCAGCACUGAUACUUCUCGGAUGUUCUGCGGAGCCUCCUGUCCAGCGGGCCGCGUAGCGUCGUACCAGUGAGUCAAACUUUCACCUGCUGAGCAAACCGUCACCUGAAACCGCGCCAUGAUCCCCGAAUGUCCCCGCGCCGGGGAGGCGAGGAGCCGAGCCCGCCUCCAGCACAGCCCGGCGGCCGCCGAGCCGAGUCCGAGCCCCAGCCCGCGCCCCGGACAGGGGCGCCCCAGCGCCAUCAGCGGCUUGUUGUCCGAGAUCAAGACCGCCGUGAGCCGGGAGCCGUUCACCGACCACUACACCAUCAUCCCCGGGAGAGAGCUCGGGAGGGGGAAGUUUGCUGUGGUCAGGAAGUGUGUGGAGAAAUGCUCGGGCCAAGAGUAUGCUGCAAAGUUCAUGAGGAAGAGACGGAAAGGCCAAGACUGCCGGACGGAGAUCAUCCAUGAAAUCGCGGUGCUCGAGUUGGCCACGGCCAGCCGACGAGUGGUCAACCUCCACCAGGUCUACGAGAUGGCUUCUGAGAUGGUGCUGGUCCUGGAGUUUGCGGCUGGAGGUGAGAUCUUCAACCAGUGUGUGUCCGAUCGAGAGGACGAGGCCUUCAGCGAGGGGGAUGUGAAGAGGCUGAUGAGGCAGAUCCUGGAGGGAGUCUCCUUCCUGCACCAGAACAACGUGGUCCACCUUGACCUAAAGCCUCAGAACAUCCUGCUGACCGGCUGCUCUCCUCUGGGGGACAUCAAGAUCGUGGACUUUGGUCUGUCCAGGAUGGUCUGCAGCCACCGGGAGCUCAGAGAGAUUAUGGGAACUCCAGAGUACGUCGCUCCGGAGAUUUUAAACUAUGAGCCCAUCAGCACGGCGACGGACAUGUGGAGCAUCGGCGUCCUGGCCUACGUGAUGCUGACAGGGAUCUCUCCGUUCCUGGGCGAGGACAAGCAGGAGACGUUCCUCAACAUCUCCCAGCUCAACGUGAGCUACAGCGAGGAGGAGCUGCAGCAGCUGGACCCGGCCGCCCUGUCCUUCAUCCAGACGCUGCUCCGCAAACAGCCACAGGAUCGGGCCACAGCGGAGGAGUGUCUCCAACACCCCUGGCUUCAGACCUCGGAGCCUCAGGAAAUCCAGACGGCGGAGGACAUCCUCCCGGUGGAGGACCAGGAGGCAUCCAGCUCCAGCAGCAGCUCCACCAGCAGCCCUGAGCCUCCCGGCAGCACGACCGCUGCUGAGGAAGAGGAGGAGGGGGAAGACCCGGUGACGGAGGAGCUGAUAGUCAUGGCUGCCUACACCUUGGGGCAGUGCCGCCAGUCCUCCACCUCGGAGAAGGAGGCGCUGGCUGCUGAGCAGAAGGCCAUCUCCAAGCGCUUCAAGUUCGAGGAGCCUUUCAGCGCCCUGCAGGAGGUCCCAGGAGAGUUCAUCUACUGACCACGCCCCCCUGGAUCAGUUAGUGUUGUCAUGGUAACAAACAUAGACCUUCUGAUUAUCCCGUAUGCAUAUAAUCAGACGCUGUUUCACAGUCAAUCUGAUACUAUUUAAGCAGUUGGGUUUUAAGUGCUUUUUUUUUUUUUCUUCAGGUACCCACUUACAUUUUUUCCCAUAAUGCAUCACUUUGGUUGACACCCACCCAGCCCAGCUCCUUUAGCAGUUACAGCAGGUUCAUGUCUCUUGUAUUUCAUUUGGUUUGCUGGUGUAUUUUUCUUUACCCUCCGCCAAACGUAGACACUGCCACCUCUCCUGACCAUCCAGGAGAGUUCAGAGGUCAAACUUCUUCGGCUGUUGGUGUUGAAGAGCGGCGUCUUCUCUCUAGAGGCAGGCAGAACGAGGCCGUGAACAAAGAUCCACGUCCAUGUCGCGACCGCUGUCAACACCAAGACACGAGUAUUUUUUCUGAACAAAAUUUAGACUUAGUGAAUUGACACAUUGUGUGCGAUGUAAAUAUAUAAAUAAACUUAACAUUAAAAAGUUCAAAAUAUUGAUCCAGAUUUUACUUUUGACCUCGAAAAACAGCACUUGGCUAAAUCUCACCGCAGCUUUCGAUUACCUCACACAAGCGCCCUCAGUUCUCUUGAUAGAAACAAAAUGUCCAGGGGGGACGUCCUCCAAAAAGGUUUUUGAAAUUUGAACUGCAGUUCCAUGUCAGCUGGCCUGUAGUGUAGCACGUCCACAACCUCCAAAACAGCUGCAAAAUUGGACCCCCCAAUAAUCUAAUCCUUGUCUUACUGUUUGACACAUUAAUCGGUAUUAUUAUUACUAUUAUUAUUAUUAAGGGACACAGCGACAUCAAGUUUCCACCAGAGACAAACUGAGAGGGACUGUUUCAUAGUUGAGCCCUGUCAGCCAAUCAGAAUAAAGGAUUGGGGAUGAAGCAUGAAGGCAAACUGCAUUCUGGGAAUCGAGACAUCAGUGACCAAUGUAGAAAACAAAAAAAAGGAGAAGUGUCCAGCCACAGGCACCAGCUGAUCCACGCACCGAUGACUGAAAGCACAAAGCUCUCUGCGGGAUGUAAAGUUAGUGUAUAUAACGCGUAGUGACACAGUUCCAGUCAUCAUAUAUGUGCAUGUGGUCUGAUGACUGAAGGGUUGAUUUGCGGCUGGGACUGCUUCGUCGCACAGUAACUCACCUUUCUUACUUUUUUUCAUGACUUUUUCUUUUCUUUUUUUUUUUUGAAUUCCGAAGCCAAAUCUUUGUUUUCUUUUGAGUCCAUUUCCUCGUCCGUGCCGCUCUCCUCCGAACACAACCAGCUCCUCGUCUGUACAUCGUCUUCUUUUGUAUUUGGUGCCAUGCUUGGAGAAAAAUAUUUGAUAAUCAUAGCUCUUGCCAUUUUUUUUAAACAUUUUCAUUUCUGUUUAUUAUUGCUGACAUCUCUGAGGAGUUUCUGAUUCUGUGUAAAUAA